This is a messenger RNA of Xyrauchen texanus (razorback sucker), 7154 nucleotides long. RefSeq names its product protein kinase C-binding protein 1-like. Gene Ontology annotation, molecular function: protein binding. The record is from RefSeq and is a predicted model, not a curated record. The transcript has 20 exons. Bases 565 to 4149 code for a protein of 1194 amino acids. Gene Ontology annotation, biological process: regulation of DNA-templated transcription. Lineage: Eukaryota; Metazoa; Chordata; Actinopteri; Cypriniformes; Catostomidae.
CUCGUUUGUUGCUCUGUUCAGCUCUUACAGAACAGGGAGAGAAUGUAAUCAAAAUGGUCGCCUAAGACUGCCCUGAGCCAUGAGUGCUGGAGGGGGAGGAGGAAAAGCCAUAUGACAUGUUUAGCCUAAUACCUAUGUUUAUUCACACACAAAAGCCCGGUAGUUUUUAGGGGAGAAUAUACAUGUUUUUAAGAGUAUUUUCCUGGUGAAUGGCAGCAACAGCCCUCCCUGCAUUGCAGCAGUGUAUCAGAGCAGAGAGAGUGGAGCAGGGAAAGCCUGUGUGGCACACACAGCGGCAGCCGCCCAAUCACGCGCCUCCGUGUGGCUCUCAAACAAAUCGGCAGCACACAGCUGAGGUUAAAGAUUGACAAUCGCUCUGAGAGCAGCGGGGAGAGCAAGGCCUUUCUGGAAAUUUCUGCACCCAUCUUUUUCUCAUCCCUCACUGCCUUUAUAUCUGAAAGUAUACAUUUAAAAGGCCCAGCCUGAAGAAUCUGUGUACUGUGCCAGUAAAGAAAAAGUUUGGCUGAGGGAGAAGUGAAGGUGAAGUCAGAUGCAAUUGAGGGGAUGGAAAUCGCAACACGAUCCAAGGUCUCUGAUCAAGGAUCAGUGGAAAGGACUACCGCAAAGCGCAAGGUUUCCAGCCCCCCUCACUCCUCUAAUGGACACUCCCCUUCUGAAUUCAACUCUGGCCCUGUCAAAAAGAAGAAGAAACCUGGAGCUGUCAAUAACAGCAAAGACCAGUCAGAACUAAGACAUGGUCCCUUUUACUAUGUGAAGCAGCCCGCACUCACCACAGAUCCUGUUGAUGUUGUACCGCAGGACGGGCGGAAUGACUUCUACUGCUGGGUGUGUCACCGCGAGGGCCAGGUGCUCUGCUGUGAGCUCUGCCCGCGUGUCUACCAUGCUAAGUGCCUCAAACUGGCUUCAGAGCCCGAAGGAGACUGGUUCUGCCCUGAAUGUGAGAAAAUAACAGUUGCAGAGUGCAUAGAGACUCAAAGUAAAGCAAUGACUAUGCUCACAUUAGAACAGCUGUCGUUCCUGCUAAAGUUUGCUCUCCAGAAGAUGAAGCAGCCAGGUACGGAGCCCUUUCAGAAACCGGUUUCAUUAGAACAGCAUCCAGAUUAUGCGGAGUAUAUAUUUCAUCCCAUGGACCUCUGCACUUUAGAAAAGAAUAUUAAAAAGAAAAUGUAUGGCUCCACAGAGGCUUUUCUGGCUGACGUGAAGUGGAUUUUGCACAACUGCAUCAUUUACAAUGGAGGCAACCAUAAACUUACAGCAACGGCUAAAGUGAUCGUAAAAAUCUGUGAACAUGAAAUGAAUGAGAUUGAAGUCUGUCCAGAGUGCUAUCUUUCUUCAUGCCAGAAAAGGGACAACUGGUUUUGUGAACCAUGUAGCAACCCUCACCCUCUUGUAUGGGCCAAGCUGAAAGGAUUCCCAUUCUGGCCUGCCAAAGCUCUUCGAGACAAAGAUGGACAAGUAGAUGCUCGAUUCUUUGGGCAGCAUGAUAGGGCCUGGGUUCCUAUUAACAACUGCUACCUCAUGUCCAAAGAGAUACCCUUCUCUGUUAAAAAGACUAAGAGCAUCUUCAACAGUGCCAUGCAGGAGAUGGAAGUGUAUGUCGAAAACAUCCGCAAAAAAUUUGGAGUAUUCAAUUAUGCUCCAUUCCGCACUCCUUAUACACCAGACAAUCAGUUCCAGAUGCUCCUGGACCCAGAAAACCCUGGCUCUGGCUUUGUUAAACCUGAAAAACAAGAAAAGAUCAAGUUCUACUUUGAUAUAACGGCAUCUCCUAAAUUGCCCGUGGGCAAAAGCAUGGUGUCCAGUGGGAGUGGAGGGGGUGGGACCGGAAGGCGAAUCUCAUUAACGGACAUGCCUCGUUCACCAAUGAGCACUAACUCCUCUGCACAUACGGAAUCUGAUGGCGAACAAGAGACUCCAGAAAAAAGCCAUGCAAGAGCAUCCCUGCCCCACUAUAGCACUGGAGAGGAGUCUUUGGACUGCACUGCAUCGCCUGCCCCUCCUAGAGCAGGUCUUACCGGCAACAACUUAGAGAGCCCUAAACCAUUCCACUCACAAUCUCCCAGCACCCCUGUUAAACAGGAGAAGACAACCACCACCACUGGCAGUAUCCUCAACCUCAACCUUGAUCGUAGUAAGGCAGAGAUGGACCUGAAGGAGCUAAGUGAAAGUGUCCAGCAACAACAACAGCAACAGCAGCAGGGGGCUCAACCCUCCCUCACCUCCCCUAAGAGACAGAUAAGGAGCCGUUUCCAACUUAACCUGGAUAAAACCAUAGAGAGCUGCAAAGCACAGUUGGGUAUAGAUGAAAUAUCUGAGGAUGUGUAUAAAGGUGUAGAGCACAGUGACACUGAGGAAUCCGACAAGUCUGACUCCAGCGACAGUGAAUACGGAAGUGACGAUGAACAGAAAUCCAAGACAGGCCAAGAAGACAAAAACGCAGCUCAAAAUAAAAACACUAAGGUGCCACUCAAGAAAAAGACAAAGCCAGCAGUGACUUCUAGUGAGGACAAAGAUAAAAGCACCGAAUCGGCAACUGUCAACAAGUCAACUAAAGUAGAAACCACCCAGAAAUCAAGCCCCACAGAAUCAAUAGCUAAAGGAAAACCAGGCAUGGACUCAGAGAAAGAACCUCCAGAGAAAAUAAAAGCAACUCCUGUAUCCCCGGACACUAUAGAGAAACCCAAGAGUUCAGAGGAGGCCAGGCAGCCAUCACCUGUGGAUGUAGACAUGGACUCAGACUCUGAGAGGGAGCUGGUUAUUGACCUUGGGGAAGAGCAGGCAGGGAAAGAGAGGAAGAGGAACAGGAAAGAUUCAGCCACUGUCAACGCACUCAAAGAUCCCACAGCCUCCAAACCUGAGGGUAAAACCACUCCAAUUUCAAGUGCUCUCACCCAGCCUCAGAACUCAGCAGUCCUCUCCUCCAGUCCAAGUAUCAAAGACCCAUCUCAGUCUCCCAUGGCCAUCCCACUUAACAUAAUACCCCUCACGGCAGCUCCAACCAGCACCACUCUGACCUCAACUACCAUUCCCCCCACCACCCACACCUCCUCACCUGUCCCCACCAGCAUUGUAAAGAAACAGCGCCCCCUCUUGCCCAGAGAGACUGUGCCUGUGGUGCAGCGGGCUGUUGUGUGGAACCCCACCACUAAAUUUCAGAUGUCCUCUCAAAAAUGGCACAUGCAGAAGGUGCAGCGGCAGCAGCAGGGCCAAACGCAGCCAGCCUCACAGGCGCAGGUGCUCACGCAGGUGCAGAGUAGCCAGCAGCCGCAGCAGCAAGCGCAGGUCUCCUCAUCAUCGUCGGGACAGCAACCUUCAUGCAGCACCAGAUACCAAACACGACAAGCUGUGAAAGCUGUGCAGCAGAAAGACUCGUCACACAGCACCUCCACUUCUGCAGUCACUCUGGUCACCAGCACACCUGUGUCCGCCACCAUGAUGGCAGGAGCUACCGUCAGCUCUUCCUCUUCAUCAUCAACUUCCACAACUGGAGACUUACAGAUACCUACCACAUCUGCAGAUGUAGCGGCUGACAUAGCCAAGUACACAAACAAAAUCAUGGAUGCAAUUAAAGGGACGAUGACUGAGAUAUAUAAUGACCUUUCCAAGAGCGCAUCAGGAAACACAAUAGCUGAGAUUAGACGGUUGCGGAUUGAAAUUGAAAAAUUGCAGUGGCUACAUCAACAGGAGUUAUCAGAGAUGAAGCACAAUUUAGAGCUAACGAUGGCAGAGAUGAGACAGAGUCUAGAGCAGGAGCGAGAGCGAAUCGUGACUGAGGUCAAGAAGCAGAUGGAGGCGGAGAAACAGCAGGCAGUGGAUGAAACCAAAAAGAAGCAGUGGUGUGCAAACUGCAGAAAGGAGGCCAUUUUCUACUGCUGUUGGAAUACCAGCUAUUGUGAUUACCCCUGCCAACAAGCACACUGGCCUGAACACAUGAAAUCCUGCACACAGUCUGCUACAUCAUCACAGCAAGAGCAAGAGACAGAAGGUAGCACAGACCUUGCUCCCAAAGCUCCUGGGCAGCCGAACAAUGGACCCAACUCACCCAGAGAGACUGUAUCUAUUGCACCUACAGACGAAGACUGUGAAGUAGAUAAAACCAAGGACAAUGUCACUGUCACUAUGUCCUAGCUCAGAUGUACAAAACAUACACUAAAACAGCACUUACCUUUGUACAGCUAUACAUCGAUGUUGUCAAAUUCUUCACUACAAAAGACUUUAACUAAAGUUUUUCUUGCCUGAUUGUGAAUUGUUUUUCUGUUAUGACUUUAUGUCUGAAUGUUCUCAAAAUAAGACACAGUGACCACCCAAACAUUUUCUAGGUCUAGUAUUAAGACUUAAAAAUGUUCUCUGAAGGGUUUGAUUCUAAACCGAAAGAAUUUAUUUCUAAUUCUUUCAAAUCUCUUAGGUGCUUAACUUUAUCUGAGCUCAUCUUUUUAGUGCUGACAAAAUAGUAUUUAUAAACAACUUUGUUCAGGGGAAUCUGGCUGUUAGUGUUCAGAACUCCUGGUCUGAAUUCAGAUGUCAUCAUUUUUCAAUAAGUCGCAUCACUCACUUGAAAAAUGAAAAAUAUUUCCAGCUCCAAAUGCAAGUUUUGAAUGUGUUUUUAUUAAGAAGCGUAACAGCUGUUUACAGGGAUGGUUCACCCAAAAAAUUAAAAAUUUCUCAUUUACUCACCCUCAUGCUAUCCCAGUUGUUUAUGACUUCCUUUCUUCAGUAUAACACAUUUGCAUAUUUUAUAAUGUCCUUAUAAUGCAUGAUUUUUUGAAAUUACAAAAAGUACAGACAUUCAGCAUUAACGUCAUCCAUACGACUCCAGUGGUUAAAUUAAUGUCUUAUAAAGCAAUAUGACCACUUUUGUUGCAAAAAAGUUGCAAUAUUUAAGUACUUUUUAACUAUAAUUCAUCGCAUCCGGUAAGCAGCAGUAUGCACGUUCAUGAAAGGGCUGAGGGCUUUCCAGCGAUGGCAUGGCAAUGUUCCACUCGUUGCAGCAGACGUUCACUACCUCUGUUGGCAUCACCUGGCAUUGCCUACAUGUGCACCAUCAUGUCUCCUGAGCUCUCUGGCUUGUUUGUCCAGCCUUCUCAAUCUCCCUGUACUCCAGGUCAGAGUACUCAGGUUCAAAUAAAUAUGGCUGUGCAAAAACUUGUAUAUCCUCUUCUUCUCUUAAAUCAAAAUUUUCUGACAUCUUUGUUUAAAUUUGCUUCCAUUAGUUUACAACUUUCGGUCUGUACAGCGUUUCUCCUACUCAGUUGUAAACAGCGCUGCUCUUCUGGGUGUCGCGCAUGCGUCACUUCUCGUGUGAACAUGCCAAUGUUACACGAGAGACCACGUGACCUCAGCCCUCUCAUGAACGUGCAUUAUUUAUAGUUAAAAAGUACAUCAAUAUUUAAUUAUUUCACACCAAUAGCGAUCAUAUCGCUUUAUAAGACAUUAAAUUAACUACUGGAGUCAUAUGGAUGACGUUAAUGCUGAUUGUCUGUGCUUUUUGGUGCAUCAAAAAUCGUGUUACCAUCCACAUCCAUUAUAAGGACCUACUGAGCUGAGAUAUUAUUAUUUUUCUUCAAAUGUGUUCUGAUGAAGAAAGGAAGUCAUACAGAUCUGGGAAAAUUAAGAGAUCAUUUUCAUUUUUGGGUGAACUAUCCCUUUAAGUAUGAGUAUACAGCUGUUCUGAAUACCUUGGAAUACCUUAUUUAUGCUAAUUUAUAAAAAAGAAUAUCUGGUCAUAUAAAACUUUUGUAGAAGGCUACAUCAUAUCUUGUUCAUACAUUGUACAAGUUUAAACAUUGUUUCACACAAGAAGUUUACUUCAUCACUAUCUUUGUUGUUAAACUGUAUUCAAAGUCAGCCUGAUAAAUGUGAGGCUCCGUUUUUAUGUUUUCCUGUAAUAUCUAUGUAAUGCCUUCAAUUUCUUUUUUACACCUUCAGUCUCAUCUGAAGUUCACCUCCAUGAUCCUGGUAAUGUUCCAAUUCGGAUUGUGUCAUCAGUAUGAUAUUAUGGGUUCUUCUUUUAUUUAAGAUUACAUUAUAAUUGAAAGGUAGACUGGUUGACCAGAGAUGAAUGACAGAAGAUUUUGUCAAGCCUAUAUUAUUGGUGUCAAAAAAUGAUUUGCCUUUGAGAUGAUAUCCUCAGGUAUAGCCAUCUUUGUUUUCCUCUUGGUCUUUCAUACAGACCUGAUUACGUUUUAUGUAAACAUUGUUUAAUUUUUUUGCCAAAUAUCAUUAUUUGUUUUAUUUAAAUCAAAUUAUGUUCAAAGUUUUAAUAUCCUUGUUAAAGGACUUUAACUUUACCCAAAGGCUGGUGGUUUAGAAAGUAUUUGUUUGGCACCGUCUUUGCUAGCUAUAAUUUUGCUUACAAUAUAUUUUCAACGUUUGAAUAACUCAUGCUUGUUUAUUAACCCAUGUAUCUACAGUAUGAACCAUGACAUAAACAUUCCUUUAUCUUAUGCUGUUAACAGUCGGUGUUGGGUUCUCUAAAAAAGUAAUUAAUUAAUUACUAACUACUAAUUACAUCUACAGUGUAAUUAGAUUACUUUACUAAUUACUCUGUCUGAAAAGUAAUUGCAUUACUUAUUAUUAAUUACAUUCUAAACCCCUUAUCAACCUUGACCAGAUGAAAAAUACAAGGAUAGGCAUGAAAUUGUUCUUUUAAUUCUUUCAAAUAAAUCAAAUCAAAUUAUUAAUGAACUGUCCAAAGAAUUUAAGGGGGCUGCAUUCAAUUAGAAAACAUACAUUUCAUCAUUAGACAUUACAUUUUAAUUUUAAUUCACUAUUGUUUUAUAUGGAAUUGUUCUAUAGUCUAUAACGUAUUUAACACAAUUACAUCAGAAGUAACUGUAAUUAAAUACAGUAAUUAAUUACUUUGAAAUGCAUUACACCCAACACUGUUAACAGUGCAUAAAUAUGUUAUUCCAAACCAUAUACAGAAAUGGAGUGGUCAAGAGCAGCUUUCAAUCUAAAGAACAGAUAGAUGUUUACAUAUUGUAUAUAAAUAAAGAUCUGGUGGUCUAAAUUAUAAUUUAAUAGUUUUUGUAUAGUGCAAGUGAAUUAAAGAGAACACCUGAUGAAAAUGUUUCAUAUUGGAGUCAUAAUUUGAUAAGUGAUGCACUCAAAAUUGCAAAAUAAAAAUAAAAUAA